Ornithodoros turicata is the source of this 12962-nucleotide messenger RNA. RefSeq names its product F-actin-monooxygenase MICAL3-like (gene Mical). The coding region runs from base 203 to 8863 and encodes 2886 amino acids. The record is from RefSeq and is a predicted model, not a curated record. Gene Ontology annotation, molecular function: protein binding. Lineage: Eukaryota; Metazoa; Arthropoda; Arachnida; Ixodida; Argasidae. The transcript is spliced from 32 exons.
GCCGCAAGCGUCGUGUGUGGUUCAAAGUUACGUCUGUUUACGAUGUUGUGAUGCUGGAACUGACAGAAAUGUCAAGGCAAAAGGCUGAAACCACAACCUUCCACCACCCCGAUGAUCACGGCUAUUAGGAGACAGGAUCCAAUUCUAUUCAUGCAUCACCGAGCCCUAUGCAGCUAGGACGCCAUUGAGGCCAAGGGCCACCAUGGCAGUUCGUGGCCCCCGCCACUCUCACGUGGCGGUGCCCCAGGCUAUGAGCCCAGAAAGUGCUCUAGCCUCGGACCUUUUCGACCAGUUUGUGUCGGCCGGCACAUUCAAGGCUGCCCUCUCCACGUAUCGACAGAUAUGUGACCUGCUGCAGCUAGCCCCUUCUCCUCUCCCUCUGUUCUAUCCGCGGUUGAAGACUAAGCUACGAUCCUGGAGGGCAGCUUCUCUCUGGACCAAGCUAGACAAACGGGCCAGUCAUAAAUGCUACAACAGAGGAAAGGCGUGUUCGAACGUUCGAGUGUUAAUCAUAGGAGCCGGUCCCUGCGGUCUUCGUGCAGCUAUUGAGGCGCAACUGCUCGGCAGCAAGGUUGUGGUGCUCGAGAAGCGAGACCGAUAUUCUCGGAAUAACGUGUUGCAUUUAUGGCCCUUCGUCAUACACGACCUCAGGAAUUUGGGUGCCAAGAAAUUCUUCGGAAAGUUCUGUGCUGGCUCUAUUGAUCACAUCAGUAUACGUCAGCUACAGCUGAUCCUCCUUAAAGUAGCUCUUCUUCUCGGAGUGGAAGUCCACGAGAAUGUCAUGUUCAAGGACCUUCUUGAGCCUCCUGAAGACCAGACCAAAGAAAAAAUCGGAUGGAGGGCGCAGGUGUUGCCGGCCGACCACCCAGCUUCUCAGUACGAGUUUGAUGUGUUGAUUGGCGCAGACGGCAAAAGGAAUACGCUAAAGGGUUUCAACAGGAAGGAGUUCCGAGGAAAGCUUGCGAUAGCAAUCACAGCAAACUUCAUGAACCGCCAUACGCUGGAAGAAGCACGUGUACCUGAAAUCAGUGGGGUUGCCUUCAUAUUCAACCAAAAGUUCUUUCAGGAAAUGAAAGAAAACACAGCUAUUGAUCUAGAGAAUAUUGUCUACUACAAAGAUGACACCCACUAUUUUGUCAUGACUGCCAAAAAACAGAGCCUGCUCGAGAAAGGUGUCAUAAUAAACGACUACAGCGACACAGCGCGGCUGCUUUCGCCUGAAAAUGUGGACAAAGGGGCACUCAUGGAGUAUGCCCGUGAGGCAGCAGAUUUUGCGACGGGUUAUGCCUUGCCCAGUCUCGAAUUUGCUGUCAACCAUUACGGGCAGGCCGACGUUGCCAUGUUCGACUUCACUUCGAUGUACGCUGCCGAAAAUGCGUGUCGUCUUUUGGAGCGUCGUAGUCACUGGCUCCUCCAAGGGUUAGUUGGCGACAGCCUACUCGAGCCAUUUUGGCCUACUGGUUCAGGAUGUGCGAGAGGAUUCCUGAGUUCUCUCGAUGCUGCGUGGAUGAUCCGUUCCUGGGCAAAUAAUAGGGACAGCCCACUUCACGUGCUUGCGGAGCGGGAAUCAAUUUAUCGCUUGCUAGCCCAGACGACACCAGAGAACCUGAGCAAGGACCUGGCAGAGUACAGUCUGAGCCCUAGCUCACGUUACCCAAACCUGAACCUGAUGGCCGUGCUGCCGUCUCAGGUACGAUCACUCUGUCGUACAGAGGUGGAGAUCCACCUGCCUCCCCCGGCACCCAGGCCACUGACGGAGAUGCAGAAGAAGCGUCGCCGGAGAGAAUCCAUUAUUCAUCCAGACGCGCUGUUGUCGUGGUGCCAGCGUCAAGUGGCGCUGUACGCGCAGGUGAAGAUCGAAAACAUGACCACGUCUUGGAAGGACGGUUUGGCUCUGUGCGCAAUCUUGCACAGAUACAGGCCAGAUCUCGUCGAUCUUCUGGAGCUUUUGCCUGAAAACAGUGCUGCCAACAACCAGAGGGCGUUUGACAUCUUAGAAAAGGAAUAUGGCAUCCCACCUGUGAUGACGGGGCUGGAGAUGGCUUCCUGUACUGUACCUGACAAGUUGACAAUGGUUUCCUACCUGUCGCAGGUCUACGAAACAUUUAGGGGCGAAAUACCUCAUGGCCGUCCUGUGUACAAGGCAAGUAAGUUGUUGCGAGAAAAAGAAGUUCCACCACCUCCACCCCUGAACCUCCUCGGAAAGAUCACCAACAAGGUGCAGAGCAGGCGCAAGUCAUCCACAGAACGUGACACCUCCAGGGAACGGGACAAGAGUGACAGCCUGAAGAGAAGCAGGGUGUCGUUGACGAGGUCGCGGAGGUCGCGCGUUGCCGCUGCUUUGAGCGGGAACGGAAGUGGAGAUGCGGGUACGGCCCAGUAUGAGAGAAUCCUGAAAGCGCUGGACAAGGAUUCUUUCACGAAACGGAUGCAAGCUCUGCAGGAACAGAUCCGACUCGACCGAAAGUUGGCGCGGAGCGAAAGGAAGAGCGGACACGCAUCUUCGACCACGGAAGACGAAAGCUGCUCGUCCGGUCCUCCCGGUCGCAUUCCCCGCACUGCCGUACAACAGCUUCAGGAGCAGCUCAAGUUUGGAGGUACAACGUCACCGCCAAAGAAGAAGGCUAUAAAGGUCGGACGUUUAGGAAAAGACGAGUGGAAUGUGAAGAUGCUCGAGGAACGUCUCAAGCAACGCGAGAAGAGGCAAAAGGAAGCUAAGGUACACGUUGAAAAGCCCAAGGUCCUCAAAGAAAUUUUUGAUAGCAAGCUCCAGAGCAUGGACGCCCGACUGAAAGCGGAUGGAGGGCUCACAGAUGAGGAACGCAUCCGCUACUCCACCAUCGACGACAAGCUCCACAAGCUGGGCAAGCAGCUGCGCGAGGGCUCCCUGGACGUGGGUACUCGAGGCCAGAACAGGGUGGCGGCCAUGGCUGGGUACAUUGCCAACGUCCUGGACAACCAGUCAGGGAUACGGGAGAAGAGACCGGCGCCUCCUCCCCCCGUGGUCAUUGCAAAGAACAAUGCCAACAGCAUAAAGACAGAGCAGACGACGCCGUUGCCACCAACUCUGAAACCAGUGGUGUCACAACCUGAGAAAGUGCCGUCCGUGGAACCGAGCGGAGUGAGCGAGAUCUGCUGCUUCUGUCAUAAGCGGGUCUACCUCAUGGAACGGCUCAGCGCGGAGGGACUCUUCUUUCACAGAGGGUGCUUCCGCUGCGAUUAUUGCCAGGGAAGCCUACGUCUCGGCAACUACGCCUACGAUCGUGCUGCUCCGUACAAGGGGAAGUUCUACUGUGCUCCACACUUCCGCAUGGAGCGCCCAAGUCAGCGCUGGCAGGAUAUGAUGCGUCGUAAGCAUGCAUUUCUGCUGGCGGAACCGCAACCCCCCAGCUUAGUGCCACCAGUGAGUAAAGCGCAAGACAUCCAAGACGGUGGUUGUCCAACCCCAGCUGAGGUUCCGAGAACUCCGUCCCCACCACUCGGGGCUGGGGAAGACAUGGGGGAUCCAUCUCAGCUUCAGAAGGCCACUACACCUUUUGUUGAGGACGGUACUGCGGUAACAUUCCAGGUGAAGACAUACGAGACUCCUACCCGGCUCUCCCUAGACGACAUGAAUGCUGUGAUUGAUGUGGACAACACUCCGGAACGCGUAGAAUUUGAGAACAGCCUCGAGCUCUUAUCAGAAGAUGACCUCCUAACAAGCGAGCUUGAAGAGGAGGAGCUCGCUCAGAAGAACUUGGGGAAAGUGGAUGUCCCUACCAGUGACGACGAGUGCUCCGACCUAAGCUCCGAAGAGGACGGUUCAGAGUCGGAAAGCCUCGUUGAAGAGAUAGAGCAUUCUUUCACCGCUGAUGAGACGAGGCACAUGGCAGAAACGUGGCAGCGUAAGCAUGCAUCAUCCCUGGAAGGGAAUACAUGCAACGACGGACAGGACGAGUAUCACCAGGGUGCCAGCUCUUCAAGCUUUGAAGAGGAAGAGUCUAGCACAGAGGGUGAAGACGACUAUGAAGAAGAUGAAGAAACAGAGACCGAAACUGGUGAAGAAGAUGCCACAAGCCAGGAUAUUGACAGCGAUGAUGAAUAUAGUCCACAUGAACCUCUCUCCGACGAGGAGGGUGAUGUUCCAGAACCAGAGGAAUGUGGUGAAAGUGGUAGGGAAGAGGGAGUAACAGUGCCUGUUCCAGUUUUGAAAACAGAGGCACCACUUGACGUAGAGGAUGGAAAAAGUUCAGAGGAGUACAUAUCUGAUGAAGAAGGCCUCACGAUGAGUUCCUCAGAGGAGAGCUCUGAAUCGGAAGCAGCGGCUCCACCUCCAAAGCACGAGAUUCCAACUAUAGUCAUCGACAGGUCACCCGGAGAGCAAGACCUGGAACUCGACUGGGGACCCAAGGAAGUUAGGGCCGCACUUGGGAAGUCUGGCGGAGCCCUGGAAUCCGACGGCGAGGCCGACCAGCAUGCAGGGAGCAGCUCACCAGUUGUGCCGCCGAAUGAACAGUGCAUUAAUCACGGUGCACCCACCGCGGAGCCAAGCAUUAGUCCCAAGUCCAGUGACGGGCAGACUUCAAGCGAUCACCUCUCAUUGCAAAUCAACAAGCUGAACAAGUCUGCCGAGAGCCUUGCAGGGAUGAGUGUGUCAUCUGGACUGUCCUCUUCGUCCAACGUGGAUGACCUCUCGGAGGUCAAGCAGGCUGGCAGAGAGGACCUACGAGAAGACAUGGCAUCACCGUCACUCACGGACGUGUCGGAGGUGAGCAGCCUGGUGGAUGCGACGCCGGGAUCGGCGUCGCCGGCGUUGACACCAGCAAUGGAAACUCGCGGUUACGGCAUCAUGGUUGACAGAGUCGGCUCCAGUGAAAGUAGCUGUGCUCAAAGUCCGCCAGAGGACCAGAUAGGGACAUCGACUGCCUCCGACUCUUCAGCUGUUCCGUUUGGUGCGCUGCGUGUCCAAAGCGCCAGUUCAUCCGCUGUGACAUCUACAUCUUCCGGUGGUCCAUCACUGGCAGAUCAUGGUCUUGGAACAGAUGCUUCCGAUAUAGAGGAGCAAGAGCUGCUGUCCCCAUACCCCGAGCUCAGUGGUGCAUCACGUGAACUGGCAGACCAACAUUUGGAGUCAACAACAAAGCCUAAAUGCGUAAUCAAGAAAUCUCCGGGGGAACCAUCCAAGCAGCCCUCAUCCGAGCACCUCAAAUCUGGCACGUUGUCGCCGAAUAUCGCUGGUGAUGAAGCUGUUGCGUCGGAAAUAUCCGACUCAUCAAGAAGCACCGUGAUAGAGAGAGCAGUGUUGCAACAGGCUUCCACAGGCAUAUCAACACCACGAGAUAUAUCUUUGUCUACGAGAGGAUAUGCCUUUAAAAAGGAAGGUCCUUCCAAGAGCUCCGACCUUGUCAUAGGGCUGACCCUAACAAGCAAGGCUACUCAAAGCAUGGAUGAGCAAAAAUCCCAGUCAGGUGGUGCAUUGCACGCAAAAAAUGCUAUUGACGGUGGGGAAUUGCAGACGACUGCUGAACCGUCUGCUACGUCGCCGUCUGCUAGAACGAGUGCUCCACAAAAGUUACACGGACAGAUUGAGUUACUACAAACCGAAAGGAAAAAUCGCUCUAUUUUACCUCUGUUAUCCGCCAAUAAGGCUAGCGCGAAACAAGCAGAGAAAUCUGAACACCAGGUGUGCAGUGGUUCACCAGGUGGCGCCGAUGCCCCUUGCAGCUUGCACGUCGCUGCCAGUGGUGCCCCUCCCGAUAGAGUUCCUUCCGGCAGUUGCAGCAGUUCAUCAUCUGGACCACCAGAGUCAUCUGACACUUCUACAACUGACCUCACUGGAGAAACAAUGGUUGCGCUACACCCAGCACCCGUUCGUGCUAGGGCACAUUCUGAUGAAGUUUCAAAAGACAGAAAUGGGCAAGAAGAUCCCGAUGCGGGCGAAAAAGAUGUUCAUCCAAGUGGGAUGGACAGGUCGAAGCUUACGCUAAAGUUUGAGGUGCCCAACAGGCCCACAAAAGGUGCUAAGGAGAACGCGGAUGGUGGAAACAUUACAACUCCUGAAAUUUUAUCCCCACAGAGUGACAGUUUAGGAGGUGGCGACAGUGCUGGGCCCGGUAGUGGGGCUACAACGUGUUCUGCUUCAAUCAGCGACCAAGAAGUGUUCUCACCAGGAGAUGAUGUCCCUGCACUGGAAGAUGAAAUCUGUGAAGUUGCAGAUGGAUCACCCUACGCACCCAUUGCAAGGAUGAGUGACGAAGACCUCACAGUGUCGGAGUGGCAGUCGGAGAGUAGGAGUGCUACGGCCGAUAGCGCAAAGAACAAGAAAAAAGAUAAGGAACUGCAGAUAAAGGACGAAGUACUUGAACAUACACCGUCCAAAGAUGUCGAAGUGAAGAAAGAAAGCUGUCAAGGUGUCAACGGCAGAGAACUGUUGACUGCUGUUGGCAGCGAUGAUGACAUCACAGUCUCUGAAUGGGCUAAGGAAGGAGGCAGAAGUGACAUACUCUCAGGACUGGAAGAUUUGAACAAGGAGUUCAAACUUGAUGACAGGCACGUGACAAGGCGAAGGAAAAAGAAACAACGCGUUGCAGAUUGUGAGGAUCUCGAAGAUGACUUCGAAAAACAGAAGUCUCCAGAGCCCGAGAACAGAACGGUGAAACACGGAGCCUCGGACGAGAACGAAGAUAUUGUCAAUGAAGCUAGUUCUGACACCGGAGCACCACCUGGAACUAACGAAAUUACAGAAGUCUUACCUCGUAAAGAAGGCAAGAAAGGUGAACCGAAGCAACCCCUACAUCUCACGCCAGAGCCCCAGAAGUUCCAAGGAUACGGUGGAUCCUUUGCCGAAAAGGUCUUGCGGCGCCCGAGCGGAUCAGAUGGAAAUGGCAAGCGAGACUCUAUAUAUCUCAAGUCUCUCAACAUUAACCUCCAGAUGCUCGAUUUUCCGUCCGUUCGAUCGUCCUCCCCUGGCAGCCUCGGUUCUUGUGAAGAGCUCGAUCAGGACCAUUCGAAGGAAGAGACUCCCGUUCAGCCCUUCACUGCGACGCUUCCGAAGCCAUCGACUCAGACCCGCUCUAAAAAGAGCGGCGAUCAGAGACAACAGCCUCGGCAGCUAGCCAUAAAGCCACCUACCGACGACAGCGCCACCACCACUGCCGCGACGCAGCCGGCACGGCCGUGCCUGGAUCCCGUGACAGCUAUGCUGAUGAGCCGAAGAGAAGCCUCGAGGAAGAGCGUUCACGAGGACAUUCAGAAUCUCCCAUACUUUGACAGCCUUAGUCUCGCGGGUGAUUUCGAUGAAUUCAAGACCCCGGAAGCUGGAACCCCGACGGAUGAACACUUUUCGACACCGCCCACUUCAAGAUUAACAUGUCCGCGCCCACCUUCGUACACCGAUCCGGAACGAGAGCGAGCACGACGAGAGGCGCGAGAACGUGCUAGACUUAAAAGUGACGAAGAACUGGGGCUGAGUCCCUGUAGUUAUCGCAGGCGAUACAUAAAGACACCGGCAUUUGACGAGCUCACGCUCACUGACCUCCUCGACCCCGACGACGAAGACGAAGCGUUCAACGCGAUCGACGACAGGUCGUCCCUCCGUAGCCUCAGCACCGCUCAAAACAGAUUGGCUCAAUUCGAGGACGACGACGACGAGGACUCCAUAACGCCAGUGGUGUCACCGAUGCAGUCGAACGAGGAUCUCGAUCAACAGGACGUCUUUCACAGCCCCGUGCAGCCGAUUGUCAUACCAAAUUUGUACGAGUACAUCCCUAGCCAAAGCAGCCGUGUCGUGGCGGCUAGGAAGUCAAAGCCGAAGCCAAAGAGGAGGCUCUUUUCGAGGAACGAGGACGAAGAGAGAAAAAGUUUGACCAAGCGCAACAUUCUUUCCUUCUUGGGCUUCAAUAAGAACGGCGGGUCGGAUGGACCGACGAGCAAGGAGAGGAAAGAGAGUUACAACAAGGAACAAGCGGCACGUAGCGCGGAGGAGAGGAGUCCGUCACGAGAAAAAACGUUCUCUCGACUAAGGCUUUCACGCUUGUCGAAGGAGAAGGCUGCCAAGAAGAGCGGCAGCAAUCUGCCUGCACCCGCUGCGUCGCAAGAGAGGCCAACUUCUGUGCCUUCCGCAGCUGUGCCGAGGAAGAAGCCAACAGCGAACGAAUCUAAGGAACAAAUUAAGAAGCACAUCAGUCUGGAUAAUUUGAAAUCGCAACAAAUUGUCCUUCCAGCAAAGAGUCGCAGCGUCGAGUUUGACAGCAUGGUGCCCCAGGCCUCAGAAGAAGACAGUCUGUCUGACCAUGACGACAAAGCAGGAACGUGCAGUGACACUGGUGACAAAAAGUGCAAGGGCUUGAACCAAAGGCGACUGGAACGCCUGACACAAAAAGUCCAGAGGCAACACGAAUUAAAGAGACUACGCACUGCUCAAGAAAUACAGAGGCGCCUCGAAGAGAUUGAAGUGAGUUUGAGGGCUCUGGAACGGCGAGGCGUUCUCAUUGAACGGGCACUACGCGGAGAGGACGACGAAGAUGAAGAUUUACGUACUGAAGAAGGGGAGCUGACCCAGGUGCUGUUUGGAUUGAUGCGCCAAAAGAACAAAUUAUCGAGAGAGGAGCAAGAACUCCUGAUACGCGUGAAAGACUUGGAGCUUGAAAACCACCACUCCAAACUGCAGCAGGAAAUGCGAGAACGUAUGGCCGUAGAUGACAACCAGAAAUCUGCGCACGACAUUGAAAAAGAAAGGCAGAUCCUCAACGAAAUGCUGGACAUUGUUGAGAAGAGGGACCGUCUAGUGGCCCAGAUGGAUCAGCUGCGGAUAAGGGAAGAAAAAGAGGACAAGGAGCUGCUAUGUCAAAUGCAGGCGCAGGAGUUAUCUUCGUGCCGGAGCUGAGAAGCGUCAACCAUAGGUUCUGGUAACACCAUAGGAGUGCUUCUUCUGCUCUUGCGUCCCCUAUUUGCAGCUCGACCAUCCCCAUCAUUGUUGCCACAGUCAUGUGGCAGGGAUAAGUGCGGUCUGCUGCAUUCUAGCUUCGUGAUAGCCCAACUAGAAUCGGUUGUGGGUUGAGGUAAAAUGCGGCUGUGCUGAGAGCUACGCAGCAUACCUGAGGAAAUUGCGCUUGCCAGUCGCAGCUGUUACGCUUUUCAGCUUGGACCUCGUGCAGGUAGGUACUGGGGACCCCGUCGUUUUUUCGGAGCUGCAGACGAGAAUGGGUGCUGUGUGGUUUCGAGACUACACAUCUUUCAAAGAAGUGCUAGGUGUUAUACAAUGUUGUCAGUAACUAGGCUUCAGAUUCCAAGAGCAAGGUUUUGGUAAGAGGUCCAAUUUCCUUUCCUAGCUCGCCGUGGAUCGCUCUGAUUUUUGGUGUACCAUACGCUCAUGACUAAGCCUAGUCAGGAAAUGGGCACCGCGGAUUCCUGGGUUUUGCUGGUGCCCCACGCUGUUUUGCUAAUCUUAAGAGGAAAUGCUAGCGAUGGAAGGAGUGCACAUAGCAGCUGCAUUGAUAGUGUUUGUUUAUGUGACAUAGAAUACACAAAAAACUAUUACGGGGGGCUCCCAGACAACGAAAAACUGCUCUCGCGUAUAUUUUGGCAAAUUUUGGGAUUACUUGAAUGAGCAGAAGCUCCGUAUUUUUUUUUUUCUGCAGAGGAGAGCGACGCUGCUGAAGAAGCCGGGCAUUAUGUUUCUAGCACAACCAAACUCUUAGCGUCUUUUAUGUUUUGUAGACAUUGUUGCACUCGUGCAACAACAACAACAACAACAAAUUUGCAUUUUACUUAUCGCAUCUUUAUGUGUCAUGUAUACAACGAGCUAAGUGCGGCAAUUUUCUUUUUAAUCCUCAUUUUACGAUUAUUGUGAGAUAUUUAUGAAAUUAUACAUAGAACAAAGCUAGGCUACUUAUGUGUCAGCAUCUUGAAAUCAUAUGCAGCUCAUGAGGUGUGUUUAGUAUGUUGCGCACCAUGCAAAAAAAAAUACAAAAAAAAACUGCAGAGUGGGCAGCCAUUUCAGUUGUGCUUCCAUGUAUGCUUGCCAAAGGAAUAUGUGCAAGUGUCAUUGCCCAUUGCCGCGUUUCUUUGCACAAAACUCUUUUCUUUCUGUUGUUUCCUGAGUAGUUGUGCUGCUUUUGUUGUAUUUAUGAUUGUACCAUAGAAGUGUGUGUGUGUAUAGUAGCUGUGGAAUUCAUAGGGCAUUUACAGCUCUCUUCUGUGGUUGAUAUACAAAGCUAGCUUUUAUAGACGUGGGUAAUGCUGUUACGACAGCAAUAUUUCUCCAUCUUUUGGAGGUUGACCUUGGAAUACACUUCAUUACCAGAAGUUGCUCAUCCUGCGCUGUUGCCUUUUUGCUUUUGCAGCGCAGUUUGUCAGUGAGUGAUGAAACUGACAUUCCCAUCAGUUGCAUUCUUUCUGUGUAGGAUAUUAUUACAAUUAUUACGAUAACUUUUUUAAACCGUAUAGCACUUGUUGCAGCUUGGCACGUACAAAUGCUGCUUUUUUUUAAGCAUUUGAAAUGACAACGGUGUAUUGGAACCUCCCUAGAAUCCAAUUCCGAGAGCUCCGUUGCAAGCUAAUUCCGAAACUGCGAAACAUCGUGAAUGGCGAGGUGAUUUUUCUUGGGGAGGAUGUUCAAAAUAAGCAUACAAAUUGUUUUGUUCCGAUGUGUACGUUUCGAAGUUGCGUAUUAUCAGACGGUGAACUCUCAAUGCCACGACACGCAGAGCACCCGACGUAGUGCUUUUUAGCUGUCUGAACAAUCUGAACAAACUCCUCUGUAACAUCAUGGCGAUUAUCAGUCGUGUUCCGUUCAUGUCCUUCGUGUUAUCCCUCUUGUUUUAGUUAUUUAUUGUUGUCACAUUCGCCUCCCCCCUCCCACUAUUAAGCUCAUUCGAGCAAAGAUUUUGUUACGUUUGCAUUGUCAUCGUUGUAAAUGGUCCGUUGCUACACGGUACAGUCAGUCCGCCUUAUAUCCAUUCCUUUCUUGCAUUUACCCCAAUCUUGUGCGUUUCAUCCUCUACAGAUUUGUCUUCCACCACGCGUAAAAAAAUGCACUCACAAGACUACCUAGUUGCUGCAAGUGAAUUUCUCGCAGCAACAUUUCAAAAGGAUGGCAGGUUGUAACAUAGUUUGCCAUACCGUACGGAUGAAUUUGCCCAUUUAGGUAGGUGUGGGUUCCAGUCCCCCUUGCGGGAACAUCGUUGCACACUGCCCAAAGCUACAUGUAACAACGUGUGUGCCCCUGAUAUACAAAUAUUCGUGCAGGCAUUAACGAUAGGAUGUCUUAUCUACGUUAGCUUCGCUUCCAUAGGCUACCACUCCCGAAGAAAGAGAUAAAGUUGGUUCUAUUGCGACUGCUGCCCGUACUUAAGACAAUCUUUUAACGUAUGUCCACGAUUGAGGUUCCACUACACUGUAUUUAAUGGGCCUUGCUCUUUGAAAGUGCACGUUGCUUUAGCAAGGGUGGUUCAAAUACGUGCGUGAACAGGUUUUUGCGAACUACGCGAAGGAACGCUUUAUGCCGGUUGUCUCUUCAAAUUUACGGAUGUUGGAGCCUUUUGCAUACUUAAUUGAUCUAGCACGUAUUUUGAACUGCAUAGAAAAAAAAAAUUAUUGUUAUGCCUGAAAUACAAAAGUAUCAAUGGAGAGGUUGUGGUAUUGAUAGAGUAGACAAAAAUAUUGCACGUGGCAGCACCUGAGAGAGUGCCAAAGUUGCCCACACCAGGUGCAGGAGGGCAGCAAAAAGCGUUACUGCUUCACCACCGCGCCUGGAGUACAAUGCAGACGCUGACCACACUUUCCCAUGCUGGGCAUUCACGUAGCGCAGCUUAAGGUUGUACUACACAGGUUGGCUUCACUGGAGCCAGCAAACAGCAGUAGCAUAGCUAUGGAAUAGCAGUAUCAGUGUUCCAUGAACCAGCAAUGAAGCUAGCACAUGCGCGCAUGUGUUGCCAUUAUGCUUAGCAUAAGGUCCCGAGUUACACUAAAUGUUGCGUUUAUUUGUUUUACCAGUUCAAUGUUGCAGGGCAUGUGCUAAAUUCAGGGGAGUUCCUAUUGCAUGUAUUCGAGAAAUUUCAAAUGCCAUAAUUUCUCUGUGUACCUUACAUACAGACUUCUGCUGAUGUGCUCCACAUCACGGACACCGCACCUCCCCUUCUAAAGCCUUCCGCCGAGGUCGUUAGCAUAGAACAAGCAAUACCGAAUAAACACAUUUGCUGCUAACUACACACAAGCAUAAGCAGCCAAGAUUUGCAAUUCUGUCUCAUUGAUCCAGUCCAAUAGAAGCUUGAAAUUUGAACCGAUUCAAAGCAAAUAUUGACUCACAUGUAGAGUAUCAUAUAACAUAUUGUGUGUACAACUUAGAUCAGCAGUACCAUCGGACAGCACUUAGCAGCUCUUAUGUUCCUCCUCCAAACUGCUCGGAAAGUAAAAGUGUGUUACUCCCAACUUGCUGUCAUCCGAAGUAUAGGAGGAACAGAUUCUAGAAGUAGUUCAGUGUAUUUCACAUUGAAGCACGUAACUUCGAUACAUCCCUCCAGCAGAAUGUAAAUUUUCAGGAGUAACGUUCUGGUAGCCAAUGUUACGGUGCAAUUAUUUUUCAAUUGAAGAGACCAUGUUUGUGAUGUCAUUUGUGUUUGGUUGUCUGUUUCCCUCUGAAAACGCGAGCCUACAUUUCGGGAGCUAGAGCCUUGUACAGAAACCAAAGAGGUUCAGCAGUUAAUGGGUUGUGCAGUCAUGUACAGUACCAAAAGUAGUAAAGUGACACGCUGCUGCCGUGUAAAUAUGAUAGAGGGUGCUUUGCCCCCUUUGCUAAUGCAAUGUGUAAAAAAAGUUACAUAGGAACUGUGGCAAUUGUAUGUAUUACCUUGAAGGUACCACGGACGCCUAGGCGUACCCUUCGUAACAUAAUAAUGGCUUCGAGCAGAAUGUUAAUAUAUGUAGGUAAUGCAGCUCUUGUAACACCUUUAUUCAAGUUCGAAUAAAAUGCAAGAUGAAAGACA